UCUGCACGUUAAAGUAUUGGCAAAAUUGAAACAUUUUUUCAAACCACUGCUUGUACUUGUGAUACCAGAUAAUUAACGUUAAUCCUUCUUCAGUGAAAUUCGCUUCUCUAUCAUAUAUUUUUUAAAUUGAAAUGAUUUCAAGAGGAAAGCAUAAUACGAUCAGAUGAACGUUCAACCUGUCACUGAAUGGAUAAGAGGUCCCUUAAAACAUCCACGUGCCUUCGUCCGGGCUUGAUUUGAUGCCCCGUGUCGCCACUCGGUGUAUUGAGUUAGGAAAGCAGGAGUUUUGUUCAAAGGAAUUGAGAUCCAUGUGCCUUCUACAAUGAACUGUUCAGACGCCAAAAAAGAAAUUCUACGUGUAAUAUCCCAGGUAGAGCCUCGUGAGUUACCCAAGUUAAUCGACUGGAUGAAAAACUCAGACGACUUGGAUGACUAUUUAAUCGACAAUCAAAAAGUGAUACUUGAAAAUAUUGCAGAAGACCUCAGAACCUGUUUGCCACUAGAGGCUAUGUUUUCCUCAGAGAGACUGGCUAUUCAAAUGACUCAGCAGAAUCCCAAGCCUACUAUUCAUGUUGAUGCAUUCCUAUAUGAUGAUGAAGCAGUGGAUUUGCUCUGUGAGGAGGGCAAGAUGAGUAGAAACUACUGCCUCAGCUGUGGCUCCCAAACGACAGCUCCUCUUGAAUUUAUAUCCCACUCCUUCUCCAUUUUGGAGCUCCAGUUUCUGUUCCAGCAUGUUCUCCCAGACCUAACUGGGAAAAUAGUGGUGGAUGUGGGCUCAAGGCUCGGAGCUGUACUCUAUGGGGGGUAUAUGUACAGCUCAGCUUCGAGGCUUGUGGGAGUGGAGAUCAGUGCGGAGUUUGUUCAGCUCCAGUCUAUGGCAGUGGAAAAGUAUGGAUUCAGCGAUAGAAUUCAGGUUAUCCAUGCAGAUAUCUGCACUCAGGCCGCACUCCUCCAAGAAGCUGAUGUGCUCAUUAUGAACAAUGUGUUUGAAUACUUCUUGGACCUCAAUGGGCAAAUGUUAGCAUGGCAAUACAUUUGUCAGAAUUUUCGCAAGAAAAAUAGUCUGUUGGUGACUGUUCCAAGUAUUCAGGAAGCUUUCACUAAACUCAAGGGAAAUGAUUGCGUGGUCGAUAUUUGCCAGUAUUUUGAGGAAGUUACUGUCAAUAUUGAUGCUUACCUCAGCAAAGACAGCGAUGCAGAUUCAUUCAAGCAAAUCCACCUCUAUAGGGUGCUUUGACAUUUAUCAUCUUGCCACUAGACUCACUUCCUUUCUCACACACACACACACACACACACACAUACACAGAAGACUCGAAUGACUCAAAAGUGUCUUGACAUUUUUUAAAUUGUGAUUGUAAAUGGGAAAUACACAUUGAUAACAUUAUGAAUAUGAUAUUAUGGCCAUAAAUACCACAUGGUAUGUUUGUAACUGAAAUUGUAUUGAUCCUUUACUAUGACCCAAAAUCUUUAAUAUGUUUAUUCCACAAUCUAUACUGUCCUGUAUUGCUUUCAAUGCUUUUUAUGUGUAUGUUAAGUUGCAAUACUGAAAGACAAGACAAGAAUAUGAUUUUGUCUGUUUCUGGUCUUUUGUACUUUUUUGAACAGUGUCAAGCUACAAACAAUAGCACUCCACAUAAAUCUACUCUCUUAAAAGUAUAUGAUUGGUUAGGUUUUCACCUCUUUUGCCCUACACACUGGGUUCAAUGCUGCUGUAUGCAUAUAUUUCCCCUUUACAUUGGUUUGCACCAACGUACCACAACAAAUUCCUCGUAGGUGAAAACCUACUUGGCAGUAAAAACCUUUCUGAUUCU
This is a messenger RNA of Clupea harengus (Atlantic herring), 1811 nucleotides long. RefSeq lists its product as uncharacterized. Lineage: Eukaryota; Metazoa; Chordata; Actinopteri; Clupeiformes; Clupeidae. The record is from RefSeq and is a predicted model, not a curated record. Gene Ontology annotation, molecular function: methyltransferase activity.